Molecule: messenger RNA, 3427 nt
Organism: Bactrocera neohumeralis
Lineage: Eukaryota; Metazoa; Arthropoda; Insecta; Diptera; Tephritidae
Gene: put
Product: activin receptor type-2B
Exons: 9
Coding region: 778-2376 (532 amino acids)
Biological process (GO): protein phosphorylation; cellular response to growth factor stimulus; activin receptor signaling pathway
Cellular component (GO): plasma membrane; activin receptor complex
Molecular function (GO): activin receptor activity; metal ion binding; activin binding
Source: RefSeq, a predicted model, not a curated record
AGAAAAGUCAAAAUGACAGCAAAAUAACUACGUUCCAGCGAAAAGAUGCAGCACAAAUCUUGUUUCAGCAAUAUAAUACGGAAAAACUUGAUUUAAUAGAACAUAUUUCAUACGAAUUAAUUGAAGACAGUGAUAUUCAUAAGUGAUUUACAAAAUGUAAAAAGUCUCAUAUAAAAUAAUUCCACUGAUCUUUUAGGAUAAGCCUACAAAACUUCAUGUGCUUGAACAUAUUACAAGUGCUAAAGAGGUCAUUUGUGAGCGAGUAUAAAAGUGAUUCUGAUACUAUAUUAUUAUGAAAAUUUUUAAUGAUAACUGGACUUCCGCAAAGCCUACAUAUAAAUGAUAAAAAAUAAGCUUAUCAAUUACUUUUGCGAAAUAAAAAUAAAAUAACUAUAAAUUACCGAAUAAAAAGCAACAAGCAUCGAUACUUGACGCAGUAAAUAGAUAAAAGUACGCUGUGAAGUAACGUAUACACAAUGUUUGGAAUUGUGUAAAGCAAUAAAGGAUAAAAUUUCAUCGCAAUCACGGGGCGUAAUUACAGCAUUUUAAUAUUCUUCAAAAUAUUUAAAAAUUCUAUACUGUGAUAAUGCAUUCUCUUCGUAUAUGCAAAAUAGGUUUUGGGUUACUUUAAAAAUGAAUUUUCGCAUAUAAAUUGUCGAUAAUACGGUGAUAAAAGUGUGGUCCUUAACAGAUCUUGACAACGACCUUCCAUGUGCCAGAUUUAUUAUUGGAGUGACGAUUAAGUAUCUGUAUUAAGUAAUACGUCAAAAUUUUAAAAUGAUCAAAAUUAAACCUUUAUGGUGUUCGCUGCCAUUUUGGCAGCAAACCACAAUGAUGCUGCUCUUACUUUACCCUGUUUUGAUGACAAAUUUUGUGGGUUGGACACAGGCCGCCGUUUUGCCUGAUGGCCAUAGAAUUGACUGUGAGCAUUUUGAUGAAAAGAAUUGUACCACAGAGGGUGAUUGCGCGAUCAAAGUGGAGCACUGCAAGGUGGAGUCGGAGAAGACAUCCAGUUGUUAUGUGCUAUGGACCAUGGACAGGGACACAGGUGAAACCAAAAUUAAAAUGAAGGGUUGCUUCACAGAUAUGCAUGAAUGCAAUCAAACGGAAUGUAUUACCAGCGUGGAGCCGCGGCAAAAUAAAUUAUACUUUUGCUGUUGCAAGGGUUCCAUGUGUAAUACGGAGCACAAAUGGAUCCCUACCACCACAGAGGCCACAACUCAAGUGCCGAAAGAAAAAACAACGGAUAACACGAACGUAAUUUACGUAAUAGUUUGUGCAAUUGUGUUCGUUUGUUUGGCGCUUUUAUUGGCACCAUUCGCAUUUUGCUACUACCGCAAGCGUAAACCGACCAAUUUCAACGAAAUACCUACGAAUGAAACGGAAGCUACAAAUGUUUCGCCACUGCUCAACAACCGGCCUAUACAUUUGUUGGAGCUGAAGGCUAGCGGGCGUUUCGGCGAUGUGUGGCAGGGUAAGCUGCAUAGUCAAGAUGUGGCCGUUAAGAUAUUUCGUAUGCAGGAGAAGGAGUCUUGGAAUACCGAAGUGGAUAUUUAUAAGCUACCACGCAUGCGGCAUCCAAAUAUAUUAGAGUUUCUUGGUUGCGAAAAGCACACAGAAAAAGUGCAAUUGGAAUACUGGCUCAUCUCCGUGUACCACCCAAACGGUUCACUCUGUAAUUACUUAAAAUCACACACACUAACUUGGCUGGAGCUGUGCAAAAUCGCCGAGUCCAUGUCGCAAGGUUUGAUGCAUUUGCAUGAGGAAAUACCAGCCGGCAAGACGGACGGGCUGAAGCCAUCCAUAGCGCAUCGCGAUUUCAAGUCCACAAAUGUGCUGCUGAAGGGUGACUUGACGGCGUGCAUUGCAGACUUUGGCUUGGCUAUGGUUUUUCAACCGGGCAAACCGUGCGGCGAAACUCAUGGUCAAGUUGGCACACGCCGCUACAUGGCCCCUGAGGUGCUGGAGGGCGCCAUUAAUUUCAAUCGUGAUGCGUUUCUGCGCAUCGAUGUGUACGCGUGCGGUUUGGUAUUGUGGGAGAUGGUGUCGCGCUGCACCGCUGUGGGACCUGUUGGCGACUACAUGUUGCCAUUUGAAGCUGAGCUUGGACUGCGUCCUACUCUGGAUGAGAUACAAGAUACUGUAGUCACAAAGAAAUUGAGACCGCGCUUACUGAACACAUGGCGUACACAUGCUGGCCUCAAUAUCUUCUGUGACACCAUGGAAGAGUGCUGGGAUCACGAUGCUGAGGCACGCCUCUCCUCGUCGUGUGUCAUGGAGCGCUUCGCACAACUAUGCAAAUACACGGCAACACCACUGCUAAUUGAAAACAACACAAAUUGCGAGGAAGAGCGUUUGACAGCCAAUUGCUUAUAGGAAAGGUAUUAAAUCACUUCGUUAGCGCUGAAGUGAUUGCCAGAGCAUGAGAACAAGUGUAAAAGAUUGCUAAAAACUUACGAUUCAUUAUAUAAUGUUAAGGCGAUAAGAAUUAAGCUGAUAAGUUACCGGUAUACGUCAUAUCCGCAUAUAUAUGUAUAUAUAUUGAAACAUAUAUAUAUAAAGUUUAGUAAUCGAUACAUUUUAAAGUGUACAUUUGAUAGUUUUACGUUCGACAAAUAGAAAGAUAAGAAGUAGCGUAAAAAUUGGCUGGCAGCUUAAAGUAUGUUGUUAGUUAAGUUAUAUAGACGACCAUGCAAUACACAAGCACGUACAUACAUUCACAAGCAUAAACUAGCAAAAGUUAAAUAAUUAUGUUGAAAGUGCAAAAAAAAAAGAUUCUUUAAGGAAAUAAUUAUGUUGAAAGUGCAAAAAAGAUUUUUAAGGUUUACGUAACUCAUAAAACACACACUCUAAUUAGAAAUUACACGACUGACUCAUAUGUUAAACAAGAAAGAAUCAUAUUGUUGUUGUUGAAACCCUUUUUAUGAACAUUGAAGUAAGCUUAUUGCUUCCAAUGUUUACUCAUUUCAUGGCACACACAAUUAAUGCAUGUGCAACCUUAUUGACAUCAACUAUUUUCUUUUGUUACGUCUAUAUUAAAUAUUAUUUCUGUGCCUUCUUUUGUUACCAGUUAUGUAAUUUUAUUCAUCCCCAUAUGUUCGAACUCUGUACUGCCAUUUGUGAUGUUUCUUCACACUUACCAUACAUACACACCUAUAUUCACUAUUUGCGAGCACAUUUUAUUUUAUUCCAACAAAAGAAUAUUACUGUUAAGCUACGAAAUAAGUGUAAUGCAAGUCAUAACAUUUUACAAUGAGUUAUGCAUAAAGCUAUUUUGUACCCCCAAACAAAAUUUUGUAAUUUUAUUUUUAGCUUUUAGAAACGCGCCAGUUUGUCUAGAAUUCUUCAAAAUUUGUGGAAUUUUUGAUGACCUUGCGCAUGCAUAACUUAAGGGUUUCUGUUGAAAUAAACGCCAUUAUUAAUUUAA